AGUAAAAUCAUAUAUCUUUUACUGUUAGCAUACUUGAUCCCAAUCCUUUCAUACCACAGCGACAAAUCAUGGUGAUGGAGCACUUACAAAGUUGACUUGAGGCUGUUUAUUCAUGUCGACAAGUUAUAAUCCCUUAAAAGAGUUAUUAUACUAAAACGGGAGCUUAAAGUGUUAUCCGGAAAUAGAACAAGUUGAAAUGGUCGCAGUCAACAGUUUCAUGGUUUACUUUACGGAAAAAUUUAAGGCUGUAUAGAUUCCAAUGGUCAGACCGUGAGCGUGUAUAGAAUAUAACGUCGACCUAAAAAUUUACCCCGUCGUGAAAUUCCUCUAAUAUAGUUUACCUGGAUAGCGGCCGUAAAUGUGAGGUAUUGAAUAAGAUCUAAUGGCAAAACAAUGGCCCUUUAUAGAGAAUUAUUAAAGGAGAAGGAAGCCCAGAACUGGGUAAAGGCCGCCCUCGCCCUCAACAUCACCAAGGACGGAUUACAAGAUUUUCUGGAGGACGUACUGACAUGCGUUCACCAGGACAUCUAUAGCACCGUUAGAACAUCCAAGGGUCUUCCAGGCGGGGCAGCAUGUGCACAUUGUUUCACAGAGAACGUGUUAAAGUGCCCUACUCGUAGGAUAUGCACCAGUCAUGAAAACUGUAGAUUUCAUAACGGUCCUUCAAAACAGUAUGUUCCUUGUUCAAACGGGAUUUGUGAAGGCGUCCGUGAUGAAAUAAUUCAACAUCACAUGUUUUCGGGACCAUCAUGGAAGAAUACGAAUGCCGACAAAUGGAGCACCAUUCCCUGGGAGAUAGGCAAGUGUUUCCUGCCUCCUGAUGGCUACAAAACCGUGUCCUCCAUCAAAGACAGUGACUUCAACGGAGUGAUCAGCGUCAUGAUGAAUUGCAAGGAUUUCCAGAACAAGCUGUCGUUUAACGUUGCAACACAGCCAAAUUUAUUGACAGAGGUUCGGGACAUUGGUCGACGCGUACGCCACUCCCAUGACCAGAGGGUCAAGGACACGGAACUGGUGGAGUUCUUGUUCAAGCUCCGCACCCUGCUGGAGGAUAAGACUGAAUUAGCAAACCGACCCAAGGCGCAACACGCCGUGGAACAGCUUAAACAGCUGCAAGCGGACGAUUUUAAGAUCAGUGCUGAGAACGAACGGGAGGUGUUGAUGGAAGGACUACAACUACGUUUGGCAAACCAUUACCGAACCACUUUGGCCGACAUGCCGAUAUCUCCCAUUCUUGUAGAAAUGAACGCCAAACUCAGUAAAUUCUACGUGGCACCGAAAAUUGUGGAGAAAGAUCAUGGAAAAAUCGGCAAAAUUGGAAAGGGAGAAAGUGGUCAAGAAGUUGCAAAAUUUUCAGAUCUUUUCUUAAAAAACGGUCAGUUGCUCAGAAAUGUUUUCCUCGUUGGUGAACCUGGCCAGGGAAAAUCCACUUUCUCCGUAAUGUGUGCCCUGGAAUGGACUCACCAGUAUUUACCAGCUGAGGAAAACGUUGGUAUUAAAACAAGUUAUGCCGACCCAGAAUUCUUCAAAGAGUUUGCAUUUUUGUUUCAUGUCACCCUACGAGAUUCAGGUAAAACUUGUGAUCUAGCUGAAAUGAUCAAGGAUCAACUUAUACGUAGAAUCUACCUCAUGGAGGGUGCCUUCGUGCUAUUACAGACGGUGUUGGAAAGUGAAAAAUGUUUAAUCAUAGCUGACGGCCUCGACGAAUGGACUCAUCCGGAAAACGUAAACUGUACCUGCAAAACUGAGGAAAAAGUCAUCCCUUUCCGAAAUUCGGGCAUCAAGGCCACACUCCUCACGACAACGCGUCCCUGGCGACUGUCACAGUUUAGAGUGCCGAAUUCAAAGAUUGACAAAUAUCUUGAAAUUGAAGGAGCUGCAGACACAAGGCAACUCGUGGAAAAUAUCAUCACCAUUCUUAAUGAGGGAAAUAAGGAUGAACGGACACCAGAGGCUUUCAUGGAAAUGGUGUCAGGGAAGGGUCUUGAAGGAUUAUUGUCAGCACCUAUCAGUAUCACCCAGCUCGUGUGCCUGUGGUUCGAGAGCAAAUCGUUAAUCAAUUCGAAGUGUCACAUUUAUGCUGGCGUGAUAAACAUGCUAUCAUGUAGACUUACUUAUAUGCAAAGGGGGCAUAACAUUCCGGAAAUUGAACUGCCAUCUGUAUUAAAGGAACAUGAAUGCUUCACGCAAAAUCCCAUGGUUUACCUUGCGCUGGCAAAGUUAGCAUACACAACAUUGUAUUCAGAGUGCAGAGAUUCGUCUGUUGUUUUCAGCAACAAAACAGUCAACGCUUUGUUAAGCAGGGAGCAGGUUGAAUUUGCAUUGACGUCAGGCUUACUCACGGAGAGGAAAUCCAACUCAUUGAUCGUGAGAUCAUCUCACUUUUCAUUCUUUCAUAAAACACUUCAAGAGUUUUUAGCGGCUCUUCAUUUAUGUUUAAAUGAAAACGACUACAGUCAGCUACCAACCAAGUACGAACAAGAUAAUAAGGAAAAUAUUUUGGGAGAUGUUUCCAAAACAUUUAUUUUCAUAUGUGGAAUGAAGCCCAAUCUCGGGGUACAAAUGUCUUCAUGGGUCAAUAGUUCUAUAACACAAACAUCAAUGAUGAAUUGGUUCGGCGACGUCAAGGGGGGUAAACUACUUCAGGACAUGAUUAUAUCCGGGUACCGUGAAACCAGGGCGAACAGCUAUGGUGACAUACCGCUCUAUCUCGCACACUUCCAGAUUAGUAGUUACCAGGAUGUCGUAGUGUUAAAAAAACUGAUGAUGAUGAACAAGGGACGUAUUCAGUCAUUAUACAUCGAUGAAUGCAAUGAUCAAAUUAAUGGGGAAGAGCUGCAGGAGGUGAUCACAUCCUCCCCUGACUCCCUCAGAGAAGUGAAACUGGUGGACCGUGAUGGGCAGUAUGACCUGUCCCACUGUCAUAGGCUGGAAUAUCUGCAAAUAGUGGGACCCAAGACAACAGGCGUGCAGGUUGAUCCAACAAAUAUUAAAACAUGUGCCUUGGAGUUAGUAUCAUUGAAUGUUGAAAUGAACAUAUUUAGAUUAUUUAAAAACCGUCAAUGGUGGAGUAAACUACAAAGUGUUUUGAUAAAUAGCGUUACGAAUAUCCAGUUGCUUGUUGAUACACUACCAAGUCUCCCCCAGUUACAAAGCCUUGCUAUAUGGAAUACAGAUCUAGGUGAGCUCCACCUCCUCCCUCCAGUCUCCAUCACCGAUAUUAGACUUGAGUAUGUGCAAAUGACAGCGGAGGCGUUGCGGAGUCUGAUCGAGACGACGAAGAACAUACCACACACCAUUACAUGCGACAUGGAGCGCUGCACGGUGAAACCUGCCAGUGAGAUAAAAGACAUCCAAGAGCAUUUGGAGAGUUCGCCGUCAUUCAAGGCUCACCCCUCAGACAAUACAAGUGAAGGGUUUACUUGUACAUUCAUCAAAAAGUGAACAAUGAGUUGAAUGUUAGCAUCGAUUAUGGGAAUUCAUGUUUGAUGAAAAAACAGUGAAACGAUCAAUGAAAAUGUCAGUCUAAUUAUAGAAAUAUGUAAUAGGUUACUUUUACACGAACUAAUUAUCAUCAGCCACUUUCUAUGUGUAUUCAAUUAAUUAUACCCCCUUUGGAAGAAGAGGGGUAAAUUGCUUUGCACAUGUCAGUCGGUCGGUCGGUAGAUCCGUCGGUAUACCAAAUCUUGUCCGAGUGAUAUCUCAACAGUGCCUGGAUGUAUGGUCAUCAACCUGAUAUGAAGGUUGGGUCUGACCGUAGAUGACCCCUAUUGAUUUUAGGGGUCAUCGGGCCAAAGGUCAAGGUAUAGUGACCUUUAUUGGUAAAAGGAUUGUAAAGCUUGUCUGAGUGAUGACUCAACAAAGCCUAGACCUAUGGUCACCAAACUUGACAUGGUUGCUUGGCCUGAUAAGUAGAUGACCGCUAUUGAUUUUAGGGCUCAUUGGGUCAAAGGUCAAGGUCACAGUAACCUUGAAUGAUGAAAGGUUGUCCAAGUGACAAUGCCUGCACCCAUGGCCCUCAAACUUGACUUGUAGGUUGGGCAUGACCAGUUGAUGACCACUAUUGGUUUUGGGGGUCAUCAGGCCAAAGGACAAGGUCACAGUGACUUGAAAGAUAAAAGGUUGUCCGAGUAAAAACUUGACAAUGACUGGACCCAUGGCCCUCAAACUUAACUUGGAGGUUGGGCCUGACCAGUAGAUGACCCUUAUUGAUUUAGGGGUCAUUGGGUCAAAGGUCAAGGUCACAGUGACCUUGAAGGCAAACUUGACAAUACCUGGACCUAUGGUAAUCAAACUUGACAUGAAGGUUUGGCCUGACCAGUAGAUGACCCCUAUUGAUUUAGGGGGUCAUCGUGCAAAAGGUCAAGGUCACAGUGAACUUUAAUGAGAAAAAGUUAACAAAGCUUUAUGCAGUGAUUUCUCAACAGUGCCUUGACUUGAUCAUCAAACUUGACAUGGAGGCUGGGCCUGACCAGUAGAUAACCCCUGUUGAUUUUAUGAGUCAUCUGGUCAAAGGUCACGGUCACAGUGACCUUAAAUGUGAAAAUGAUGUUUGAGUGAUAACAUGACAAUGCUUGCACACAUGGCCCUCAAACUUGACUUUGGGGUUGGGACUGACCUGGAGAUGACCCCUUAUGAUUUUAUGGGUAUUUGGGUCAAAGGUCAAGGUCACAGUGACCUUGAACGCAAUAAGCUUGUCUGUGGGAUAACUGCACCCAUGGCCCUCAAACUUGACAUUAAGUCAUUUUGACAUGACCUGUUAAUGACCCCUAUGGAUUUUGAGGUCAUAGAGUCAAGGGUCAUGGUCAUAACUCAUAUUUGUCAUAUUUACUUAUUCCCUGCUGCUUAAAGGAUACAUCUUUAUCUGCAAAUAUCAGUUACCAUCUGAACAUGAUUAAAAACUGUACCUAUUAUCCUCCAACUUUGAAUGGUUAUAAUCGUUAAAAAUUGUCUCAAAGGCAUCCAAUGUCAAUGACAAAUCGGCUGUCAUUUCAGUCCAUUCAUAUUUCAUUCAAUUGUCCAAAUAAUUUUACACCUCAUCUUCCAUUCCUUAAAUGAACUGCCUUUCGGCAAUUGCAGUUAUCAUCCAAUGUACGCAACAUCUUCGGAUAUGUUCGAACCACCGCAUAACAAUAUACAUGGACAUUGUUUAUCUGGUAAUUGUUUGUAUUUUGUCAGCAGGUCCCGUAAACAAUAAACAAACACUAGGUCACAGGGCCCAAACAUAGAAAAACAUUGUUAACACUCUAGAGGAAACAUUUUCAGCCCAAAUAUCCAGGAAAUUUGUCAAAAAGGUUGUUUCGAUGAUUUCUAGUUCGAAUAUGGGUCGUCUGAAGGCAGACAGAUUUAUCACCAUACCAUUAUACUAUCUGAAGGCGGACACAUUUAUUGUAGCAAACAUAUUUUGAUUUUGUUUUUACUUAUUAGAGGACUGUAUAAAAUUUUGUAUCGCUA
This is a messenger RNA of Mya arenaria, 5454 nucleotides long. RefSeq lists its product as uncharacterized. NCBI's taxonomy places the organism in Eukaryota, Metazoa, Mollusca, Bivalvia, Myida, Myidae. The coding region runs from base 394 to 3444 and encodes 1016 amino acids. The transcript is spliced from 5 exons. The record is from RefSeq and is a predicted model, not a curated record.